UAAUGAAAUGGGAGCAAUUCUCUUGAAUUCAAAACAUUAAGUAUGCAACGAGUGAAAUUUAUUGGGAAAAAUGUAAGGUCUAGCAAACCAUUGAUGCUAUUAACAGAUCAAACCAUUUCAUAUUAUCAAAAAGUAAAAUUUUCAGCUCAUUUUAUCCACGGAAUAGUCUAAGUUUAACAUUUCCAAGAAUAUGAACAUUUUCGUGUUUUAUAUAUAAAAGCCUUUAAUUCACCUUGUUCAUUGUCAAUCAGUGUAACCAUCGCCUAAACAACAGUAUUAACUAAUUUAUUCAGUUUAAGUGAACAGUUCAGCUAAAAUGAACAACUUUAUUGAUUUAUCCACACCUCAAUGGAUUAUUCUUGGUACAAUAAGUUUCAUUAGCUGGUAUUUUUUCUAUGUUAAGCGUAAACGAUCGUUCUGGGAACGACAAGGUGUCAAAGGACCAGAGCCUCCUUCCAUGAUUCCGAGUAUUUUAACUAAAAGUUCACUGAAACCUAAACCGAAACCAUUGACGAAAGUUUAUCUUGAAGGUGUCGAAACUUAUGGAAAAAUUUAUGGAACUUAUGAUGGUGUAGAUCCAACGUUGGUCUUGUCUGAGCCAGAUUUACUUCGAGCUGUUUGCGUUAAAGAUUUUCACAGUUUCCCUCAAGGAUUUAACCAAGUUUUCGUCGCUUCAAUUGAACGAAAUUUCCUAACAGUUUUAUAUGGCGAAAAAUGGAAACGCUUAAGAAGUAUACUUACGCCAACCUUUUCAUCGGGAAAGAUCAAGAAAAUGUUUUACUUGAUUAAACUUUGUAAUGAUGAAGCUCAAAAACAGCUGCUCAAAUUGGCUUCUUCGAGUAAACCAGACUUGAAUCCUCCACAAUUUUGGAGUGCAUACAAUUUAGAUGUUAUAGCAAAGUGCUGUUUCGCUACAAAUUUAGACGUUUACAACAGUGAGGGUAACAAGUUACUUGAAGUCUUCAACUCAACGUUUUCUAGGAACAAGUAUAAGCAUCUCUUCAUGGCGUUGGCUCCUAAAUGGUUAGUUCGACUUCUCGACAUGAGUUCAGUUUCAGUUGAACAUAUAACUAUUCUUAAACAAUUAACUCUCGCUAUCAUUGAACAACGGAAACAAGGUAAAGACAAAGUCGAUGAUUUUCUUCAAUUGAUGCUCGAAUCUGAAGCGGAUACCCAAGAUGGUGAAAAGUUAAAGGAUGAAGACAAGAAGUUGACUCCAGAUGAGAUCGUCUGUUCGUGCAUCCUUUUCCUAUUAGCCGGUCAUGAAACGACAUCAACCCUGUUGACCUGGGCCUGUUAUAGACUUGCUACCAAUCCAGAUAUCCAAGAAAGGUUGUAUCAAGAGGUUUCACAGGCUAACAUUGAAGAUUACGAAGUUUUACAAAGUCUUUCUUACUUGGAUGCUGUGAUACAGGAAACAUUGCGAAUGGAUCCUCCAAUUUUAUUGUUUCAACGUGUUUGCCAUUCUGAUACCACUCUACCAGGUAUUAAUGUUCAAAUUGAGAAAGGCACACCAGUCAAUAUACCGAUAUAUGCAAUACACCAUGAUCCAGAGAACUAUCCUGAACCAGAAGUUUUCGAUCCAAACAGAUUUCUACAAGGCUCACCCAAACCAUUUACUUUCUUACCAUUUGGUGCUGGACCUAGAACUUGCAUCGGAAUGAGAUUUGCUCUAACAAAUGCAAAGCUUUCAUUGGCUACGUUUGUUCGUAGCUUCCAAGUUUUUACUUCAGAUAAAUAUGCAAAUCAAAUUGACCCAAUGCCUGGAUCUUUGAUUAAUAGACCUAUGUCUAUGCUUUUGGGAGUCAAAACAAGAUCAUGAUGAUAUGAAUUGAAACCAAAGUAAUACCAAAAGUAUUCAGAGUUUAUAAAUAUAAUAAUAUUGUAUUGUUUUCUGUGAAGUAAGUGAAAUUGAUCUGUAGCUAUUAGCUAAUUGUUAAAAUGUAAUAUGAACCAAUAAACAUGAAAAUAAUUAUUAAUUACA
Molecule: messenger RNA, 1984 nt
Organism: Tetranychus urticae (two-spotted spider mite)
Lineage: Eukaryota; Metazoa; Arthropoda; Arachnida; Trombidiformes; Tetranychidae
Source: RefSeq, a predicted model, not a curated record